Mytilus trossulus (common blue mussel) is the source of this 1529-nucleotide messenger RNA. RefSeq lists its product as uncharacterized. NCBI's taxonomy places the organism in Eukaryota, Metazoa, Mollusca, Bivalvia, Mytilida, Mytilidae. The transcript is spliced from 5 exons. The coding region runs from base 5 to 1132 and encodes 375 amino acids. The record is from RefSeq and is a predicted model, not a curated record.
CAAAAUGUCAGCCUCCAUACGCAAAAGGAUACGAAGAGAAAAUCCAGACGAUUCAGAAGAUGAAUGGACAAACGAAUCUUUUAAUUCAAGCCAGAAAUGUAUAGCUCAUGACACGAAUGAAUGGACUGAUACUACUCUUCGUGAACUUAACAUAAGUUGGGACCAAACCAUAAUAAACAGUCCUAAUGAGUUACUAGAUUUAGUGAAUGUUCCUCCCUUGUCGGAGGAAUUGGAAAAUACUUCUACGUAUAUUGAGAAGAAACUUGAUUUCGACAUGACAUUUGAUGAUAUUGAUCUUGACUUCAAAGAUGUGUAUGAUAAAUUCUCAGACUUACAACAACUUCUGCGAAAUUCUUCUGGAGAAACACCAAGGUCAUUUGAACAGGUUAGAACAUAUGGAAUUGAAUUUCUAGCAGCCUUAAAGAAACUUGUCGUCAGUAGGGCCUAUGCCCUGAAUAGUUAUAAAGCAUCCUUCCUGACCAUUUUAGAGUCCUUCUGCAAGAUGUGUCAGUUAUUUGGAAGUAACGUUUAUAUGAAAAGAAGAUGUAAGAUUCAUGGACAGGAGGUGAAUUCCAAGCCUGACCUCGUUUUUGAGAUUGACAAUUCACCAUUUGAGACAGCACACAAAUUAGAGAAUUUUAGUGGGGCAUCUACAUUAUGUGUGGCAGAGGUUAAAAAACACAAUCAUUCCAAAGUUCAUAAAAAAAGAAGAGAAACCAGAUAUUCAGAAGCUUCAAGUGACAAUUCAGAAGUGAACAAAGACUUACUGGAAACCGACGCAAUAACAAAAGAACCAUUAAUACUGCCAUAUGAAAUCAAUGGUUCAGCUCAACAUGCAGGACAACUGUUACUGGAAACUAAACAUUCAUUGUUUUUAUUUUCCAAGGCCAGUAUUGGAAUAAUGUUUACAGAAACAAAGAUGAUGAUGACUUGCCUGAAACUCAGCCGUAACUUCCUCCUUCACAUGGAGAAAGGAUUAAAUGAAACAGACAAUGGUAUUAUAUAUUAUACAAAGAUGUAUGACAUUCUUAAAACUGAGGAUAGAAGAGAACUCAUUACUGCUUUAUUAAGACUAAGCUGUUGUGCAGAUGCUGUAAAGAUAACAAAGACAUCAACAUUUUCUCAAGAAUAGUUCUGGUAUAAAAAUGUUAUACCUUUUCCUUUAAUUUGUAAAAUUCUUUGUUUAAUACUUGGAAAAUAAAAACCACAAAAGGGUCAUUAAUUUGAUAAAAGAAAGGAAGUACUAUUUAUAUCUGUAUGUGAGUUGUGUCUGGUAGAAGUCGACCUUAAGCAAAUGAUUAUCAGUACAUUUGUUUACUUUUUAAGUGGACAAAAAUCUUUAUGCAAAGUUUGUAACUGUUUGAAAAUUGAAACAAUAUACAGGAUAUAAGAACUUUAUACAAAACAUGCCAACAGUCAUCUUUCAUUUUGUAUAUAAAUGUAAAUGUAUACAUGAACUUGAAUAAGGUUGUUUUCUAUCCUACGCAGCUCAUACAUGUCAUAUGAAGAAAAUCUAAUUUUUAAAAACC